Messenger RNA from Magnolia sinica, 2747 nucleotides. RefSeq names its product DEAD-box ATP-dependent RNA helicase 24. Gene Ontology annotation, molecular function: RNA binding; ATP binding; RNA helicase activity. NCBI's taxonomy places the organism in Eukaryota, Viridiplantae, Streptophyta, Magnoliopsida, Magnoliales, Magnoliaceae. The coding region runs from base 274 to 2604 and encodes 776 amino acids. The record is from RefSeq and is a predicted model, not a curated record. The transcript is spliced from 5 exons.
AUCACACGCGGUGCUUUCUGCGGCGAUUAGAUUUCAUAACCCUAAAGCUAAAGUGCGCCGGGUGUGAAUUUCUCCCCAGCAGGUCUCAUCCCUUCCUUUCGCGGUUCUGAGUCAGUAGUACGCCAGGUGCGCCCGAUAAGAACCUGUCCCACCCUCACCCUCUCUGCAAACCAGCUGAACAAAUUCAAAAUCUAAGGAGAGAUUGAAAAGCCAAACCUUAAUUUCUAUUCUUCUUCAUUUUGGGUCUGUGUGGAGGAAUCAAAACCCUAGAAAAUGUCGAAACGGAAAUUCGGAUUCGAAGGAUUCGGCAUCAAUCGCCCGGCAACCUACAAUUUCGAGCGGUCGCAAGCCCCGCAGAGGCUCUACGUUCCUCCUUCCUCCCGCUCCGGUAGCCACGACAACUACGAAGACCACGACCUCGAUAACAUCGACUACGCUGAGGGCGAUGACGGCCCGAAGGAUCGCGCUGAUGGUGGCGAUGAGGAGAUCGACCCGCUCGAUGCGUUCAUGGAGGGAAUUCACGAGGAGAUGCGGGCGGCCCCACCGCCUUCGAAGGAAAAAGAGAAGGCGGACAAGUUCCGAGAUGACGAGGAGGAUGACGAUCCGGUUGAGAGCUUUCUAAGGGCGAAGAAGGAUGUUGGAUUGCAGCUGGCUUCGGAGGUUCUUCAAGCUGGGUAUGAUUCGGACGAGGAGGUCUAUGCUGCGGCGAAGGCAGUCGAUGCAGGGUUGAUCGAGUAUGAUUCGGAUGAUAAUCCAGUGGUUAUUGAUAGAAAGAAGAUUGAACCGAUCCCACCAUUAGAUCACACUAGCAUCGAUUAUGAGCCGUUUAACAAGGAUUUUUAUGAAGAGAAAGAUUCCAUUUCAGGAAUGAGUGAUGAAGAUGUCUCCGAAUAUAGAAAAAGUCUUUCUAUACGUGUUACGGGUUUUGAUGUACCCAGAGCAAUUAAGCUGUUUGAAGAUUGUGGAUUUUCUACUGCACUAAUGAGUUCUAUCACAAAACAAGGCUAUGAGAAGCCAACUCCAAUACAGUGCCAGGCUCUACCCAUUGUGCUCUCUGGGAGGGAUAUCAUUGGUAUUGCAAAAACUGGUUCUGGAAAGACUGCUGCAUUUGUGCUUCCAAUGAUUGUCCAUAUCAUGGACCAGCCUGAAAUUGGGAAGGAAGAGGGUCCGAUAGGAGUGAUAUGUGCACCCACGAGAGAAUUAGCUCAUCAGAUAUAUUUAGAGGCAAAGAAAUUCUCAAAAUCCAAUGGUAUACGAGUUGCUGCUGUCUACGGUGGAAUGUCUAAACUCGACCAAUUUAAAGAACUUAAGGCGGGUUGUGAGAUAGUUGUUGCUACUCCAGGGAGAUUGAUUGACUUGCUAAAGAUGAAGGCGCUGACAAUGCUGAGGGCAACUUACCUAGUUCUUGAUGAGGCUGAUCGAAUGUUUGAUCUUGGAUUUGAACCACAAAUAAGGUCCAUUGUUGGUCAAAUUAGACCUGAUCGUCAAACCUUGCUUUUUUCAGCGACCAUGCCAUACAAAGUCGAACGGUUGGCCCGAGAAAUUCUCGUUGAUCCUGUAAGAGUUACAGUGGGAGCAGUUGGAAUGGCCAAUGAAGACAUUACCCAAGUUGUUAAUGUAAUUCCUUCUGAUGCUGAGAAGAUGCCUUGGCUUCUUGAAAAGCUGCCUGGAAUGAUUGAUGAUGGAGAUGUUUUAGCGUUCGCUUCAAAGAAAACUACAGUGGAUGAGAUUGAAUCUCAGCUUAUUCAGAUGGGGUUUAAAGUUGCAGCUCUUCAUGGUGACAAAGACCAGGCUUCUCGAAUGGAGAUCUUGCAAAAGUUCAAAUCAGGAACUUACCAUGUUCUCAUUGCAACUGAUGUUGCUGCACGUGGGCUUGACAUCAAGUCAAUUAAGACAGUUGUGAACUUUGAUAUUGCUAGAGAUAUGGACAUGCAUGUACAUCGUAUUGGUAGAACAGGUCGUGCUGGAGAUAAGGAUGGGACCGCCUACACUCUUAUCACCCAGAAGGAAGCACGCUUUGCUGGUGAGCUGGUAAACAGUUUGGUUGCUGCUGGCCAGAAUGUGUCUGUGGAACUGAUGGAUCUCGCUAUGAAGGACGGGAGGUUCAAGGCCAAAAGGGAUGCAAGAAAAGGAUCUGGUGGGAAAAAAGCUGGAGGGAGAGGGAAGGGGGGUGGCAGUGGCAGUGGGCGAGGCGUCCGUGGUGUGGAUUAUGGCCUUGGCAUUGGCUAUAAUCCUGAGUCAUCAAGCACACCAUCUCAUACCGUUCCAAAUCGAUCAGCUGCCGUUAAUGCACUGAGGACAGGGAUGAUGGUACAGUUCAAGAGCAACUUCGUAGCUGCGACACCAACAUCCGAUUCUCAAAACGAGGGCAGAAAUAACCAAAGUACAUUUGCCAGUAAGCGGCCAACACUGCCUGGUUUUGUGUCCGGUGGUUCGAUAGGUGGAGAAGCAUUGAGACAACAGACAAGUAGUUUGUUCAAUUCCACUUCUAAGCCGGGCGGAAACAUGGGUGACAAUUCUAAAGAAAAUGGAAGUCAGAAGAAGCCCGAAAGUUCCAGGGAUAGGCCUCGGGAAAGACGACGGCCCUCUGGUUGGGAUCGAUAAAGGCCACAGAUGUAAAAGUAUAGCCUUGAUCGAGAAGUUAUACCUGUUAUUAUAAUUGUAGGAACGAUCUCUGCUUUGUAAUCUGGUGCUUGUCUACUCGGCUAUUUUUUUCUGCUUGAUGCUGCUCUAUGUUGCAUUUUCCA